Messenger RNA from Dipodomys spectabilis (banner-tailed kangaroo rat), 1397 nucleotides. It is a transcript of the gene Lrrc20, whose product is annotated as leucine rich repeat containing 20. The record is from RefSeq and is a predicted model, not a curated record. Lineage: Eukaryota; Metazoa; Chordata; Mammalia; Rodentia; Heteromyidae. The transcript is spliced from 5 exons. Gene Ontology annotation, molecular function: protein binding. Bases 140 to 694 code for a protein of 184 amino acids.
CGAACUUGCAAGGGGCGUCGCCGGUGACCGCGGGAGCGUGACUGCGCUGCGCGGGGCGCUGGGAGGCAUUGCUGCUACACAGGCCUCUUUGUGAGAAGCAGACCGGCCUGGGGGCUGGGAGCAGGUUACCUACGGCUGCAUGUUGAAGAAAAUGGGUGAGGCUGUGGCCAGAGUUGCAAGGAAGGUCAACGAAACAGUGGAGAGCGGCUCUGACACCCUGGACCUGGCAGAGUGCAAGCUGGUUUCCUUCCCCAUUGGCAUCUACAAGGUCCUGCGGAAUGUCUCUGACCAAAUCCACCUCAUCACACUGGCGAACAAUGAGCUCAAGUCCCUCACCAGCAAGUUCAUGACCACGUUCAGUCAGCUCAGAGAACUCCGCCUGGAAGGGAACUUCCUACAUCGUCUCCCCAAUGAGGUCAGCAGCCUGCAACACCUCAAGUCUAUUGAUCUGUCCCGGAACCAGUUCCAAGACUUCCCUGAGCAGCUGACCACCCUGCCAGCACUGGAGACUAUUAACCUAGAGGAGAAUGAAAUUGUGGAUGUGCCAGUGGAGAAGCUGGCCGCCAUGCCUGCCCUGCGCACCAUCAACCUCCGCUUCAACCCACUGAAUGCCGAGGUGCGCGUGAUCGCCCCACCCCUCAUCAAAUUUGACAUGCUCCUGUCUCCAGAAGGCGCUCGGGCCCCUCCACCGUAGACCACCCGCCUCGUGCCCACCCAGCAAGGGACAGAGGCCACUGGCCUGGCACCCUGAGAGGAGGGAGACCCAGAGGCCCAUAGGAGGGCAAACUUGGGGGAGUGGGGAUGGGUGGGCUGACCAGCGCAGAGUGAGGGGCGCAGCCAGGCCAGGAUAGCUAGCUUAGUGCUGUAGGCAGCCUGGGAUGCCCAGAGGGAGGAGGCCAGGGCCCACCUGAGCCUAAGCUCUAGGCAUUCAUAGCUGCUGUGCAAACUUGGGUAGAAUUCCUGCCCUCCCUGAGUCUUGUUACUUAGAGGAACAAUGGUGAUGGGGAGCCUUUGCCUGUUUUGAGACCCUGGGAGGAUUUUCCUCCACAUUCUCAGACACCCGCCCUGAGCCUGCAGAUGAGCCCUGCUGAACUUCUGGGGGUGGAAGGGAUCUCUUCGUGUUAGAGGUCUUAUUCCUAGUGCUGAGAAGACACCUAUUUAUUGCUUCCUGAGAACUGAGCUGGAUGAAGCUCUUCACAGUGCCCUGGUCUUGGCCAUAUCCAGGACUGGCAGGAACCAGAAUCAGGAUUCCUCUGGAUGCUGUGGAGGGUGUGGCAUGGCCCUACAGCUGGUCGAAAAUAGUUAUGAAGAAGCUUGGGAGCUGCAGGAUGAGACACUGGGGAGCAAAUCAAGGCUGCUCUGUAACUUCCUCAUGAUUAAGAAAUCCAUGGGGCUGG